AAUAUGGCAUCGGACCAUCCCAGAUUCCUUUUCUACUCCGAAGCCACAUUCGCCCUCUCGAAAAUCACAUCCCACGGCACCGAACUCCAAAACUGAUGAAAGGAAAAGUAUGAAGGAAACGAGUCCCUCCACCAGUUCGUCGGCCGGACCCAGCAGUAGUCAUAGGCCUAGCCCUUCCGAAAGCGAUACCGUCAAAGCUGGUCGUCCAAAAGGACCGAAAGGCAAUUUGUUUUCAAAUUUCAAGUUUUGGUUCAAUGAAGAUCGCCGCAAGCGCAAACAAAACAUGACCAUGCUCACAAACUACGGUCACCCGGUCAAAUCACCAACUCGAAUGGGUAGUCAAAAUAACAGUCCGAACGGAGGAACUGGAGCUUCGGUGGCCUCAUCGAGUCAUGGAUCAGAAUUGCAUAAUCGAAAGGUGCCCGGAGACUUGCAGACUCUAAGAUCCGUCAGCGGCUCUGUUUUGGUUCAUCGCCGCCCCAGCAAGGGUUCGCGUCGGUCUUCUAUGCAAUCAACUCGCCAGCUAUCACUGGAGCUUCAUAACGCGUCCAAGGCCUCCAAGCGCUGCAGUGGUUCUAGUCGGGCCUCAUUUGGAUCAGUUACGGAUGCUCGGACUCCAGGCAGUGAACCUGGCUCACACGCGUCUUUCCCUCAACAUCCGAUCAACCCCAGCCGAGCCUCUUUGGAAGGACAAGGGCGAAAAAGACGUCCUGAUGCUCACGGGCGCCAUGGUUCGAUCAGUUCCGCUGGCUCGCGUCGUUCGGCUGCCGCUUUGCAGCUCCUGACUCCCCACUCAGUUUCAACCAUGCAUCCAGCUUACUCUCGUCGUACAUCAGCUGCGAGCACCACCGUCAGACGUGUCACGGCGCCUGUCAGCGCUACACCCGGUUCUAGUCGUCACCGCCAGCCCAGAGCCUCGUCGUUGACAUCCUCAGUUCGGACAUCCAUGUCUUCGGACGAGGGAGUCCAAUUGAUGAAUCGGAGAUCUUCUGGUGGUACCGAAGACCACCGCUUGCAUUCCCCCAACAAUGUUUAUGAUGUCGAAGAGACGAUUGAAGAGGAAGACGAUGGUGGCGAGGAAAACAAAGGCGAAGAGAAUGAUGAAGGCGUAGAUUUUGAAUCUGGCCUCCAAACUGAUGCCGCUAGACAAAGUGCAUUUCAAAAGCUGUCAGGUGAUAUCAGUGACAAGGUUCAAGGGCGUCCCAGUCUAGAGGGUGCUGCAGCAAAUCAGAGUACCAGCGGCAGCGGAACCCGAACGAUAUUCAUGGCUCACAAACCUCAUUCAGUCUUUGGGACACCGACCCAGGCGUUUUUCGCCCGUUCAAAUCAAUCUCCAAUUUCGAGCAAGUUCAACCCGGCUUAUGGGACUGGUAAUGGGUCGGUGUUGGCAUACGUGAAUCUGAUGAACUCGAUUGCGGAUGGUCCAUCAUCCUCCCGGAAGAGCACGAGCACUCCGAAACUGAGAGAUGUAUUUGCAAACAAGGCUAAGGAGGAAGGGGAGUGGGUUGACUUGGACGAUGAUGACGAUGAAUGCGCAAGAUAUGAAGGAGGAAUCGGGCAGGGCGUUAAAAGCAGAAAUUUCGGUGCGACUGGUGAUCGACCUGGGUCUGGCAUGGACGCGAAAUCCGGAACCAAUUUUGUCAAGAUGGACUGCAAAUUGCCACUCAAAGAGACCAGCAGCAAACCAAACAGUCUACAGACUCAUACCAAACCGACUAGCUCCAAUGGGUCCAUGAUCGCUCAACCGCCUCCUUCGUCUUUAGGAUCAUCAAGCGCUUCCGGUCAUCUUUUUGCAAAGACUGCCGGGAACUCUCCCACUGCUGGAUUGAUCGGGAAUUGGAGGGGCGGGAAUCCUAGAGUGACUCCCACUUUCAAAUCCGUUGCUAUUGAGGAAGAGGAAGAAGAAGAAGAAGAAGAUUGAGGGUCACCUGUAGCCUCUCAAUCCACCAAUCAUUUGCCUUUUGCUAUCCACACUUCUACUAUGUACUUUCUUCUUUUGCCAAGUUUAUUCUCCUUUCUUUGCUCGUCAAGUCAUGAAGAACUCAUCGACAAGAUCUUAUCAAUCAAGCCUCGAAAAUCACAUCUAUUUACUAUCAUUCCGUUCAUUCGUUUACCUACUCUCGACAGUCCAAUUGUUCUUUUAAAAAUACCAGCAUCAUGUACCUUUUUUUUUCCCCUUUGCUUUACUUCUUCGAUCGAUCUCGUCGUCUCCAAAAAAAAAGUAGUACCCUUAAUUCAUAC
Molecule: messenger RNA, 2241 nt
Organism: Puccinia graminis f. sp. tritici CRL 75-36-700-3
Lineage: Eukaryota; Fungi; Basidiomycota; Pucciniomycetes; Pucciniales; Pucciniaceae
Exons: 1
Coding region: 110-1921 (603 amino acids)
Source: RefSeq, a predicted model, not a curated record